AUGGCAGAUACAUCCAUCCAGCGGCGGACUUCUCUGAGGACUAAUCUGCUCCGAGGGUUCAUACAAAAGCUCACAUUGCGAGGUCCAGACCCUGACGAGAGCGAAACUCGAGAAGAGGUGACAUCUCCGACCGCAGCAGGAUUUCCCGUGUGCUUUGCCGUCGAUGUAUCCGGCAGUACAGAAGGAUGGAUCUUGGGGAUGGAGCAGGAAGCCAUCAUCGCAAUCAGCAGUGCCCUCGGCAAAACCACACAAUACUCGAUGAGCCGGUCAUCCAUCCUCCCGUGGAAUGACAAGGCAUACGGCAGGCUCCCUCUGAAGGACGUAAAGGACCUUGUAUCAGGUGGAGGCACGGCCCCCGCGGCCAUAUUCCAUGACCCCGAAUACAGAAGCUAUCUCCAGCAGGCUGGGCUGUGGAUCCUCAUAACUGAUGGGCAAAUCGAUCAACUCAAUGUCCGGGACUUCUCUAACUCGAUUCUGGAAGCUGGAGUCCAUGGAACUGCAUGUGUGAUUAUUGCAUUUGGGUACCGAGGCUGGUCCCCUUUUCAAUGUAAUGUUUCCGUGGGCAUAUCCGUAUUUGCCGUUGCUCCACACUGCCUAUUCCUCUACCAUUCUAUUCACGAGGACAAGACCUACGUCAUUCAGGCCAAGGGGUGCUUCAAAGAACUGCUGCCAGAGGAGAAACGGUUCAUCUUGUUCAAUGAGUCAACACGUUGGGAUGACCUUCACAUCAUCAGAUAUGAGGACUUGGCUAGGGUUCAAGUGCCUCAGCCUGCGAAACUAUUGAGGGAUUCUGUUUUACUCCCAAACGGAAAGAUAUUCGAUAUGCGAACCAUAUAUAAGAACAGGGUCUCGAAUGAUGAUAUGUUGGAGCUCCUGUCAGAUCCUGCCUCUCUUGAUGUCAUUUUGCUGGCGGCCAAUACCAGAGGGACUGGUUAUCUGGUUGAAGCUUGGCUAGAAAGGAUUCGGAAAAAACACAGGUUCGCAGCUUCAAGAGCCUUCGACCAUGAAGAAAUCAUUGAACGUGAAGACAUCGGAGGCAUAGGACUGCUUCAGCUCACCACGCUCAUCGUCCACGCCACCAAUGGUGCGGAUGAAGAUAACUUCUGGGACGUGCUGCGAAGCCAAUGCAUAUCUCAAGAUCCAACACUUCAGAACCUGAAGUCAAGUCUUUGCUAUCGGCAUCAACUCAACUGGAACAACUUCCAACUUAACAUUAACGCAAGAUACCAGCUAUUGUCUAAAAUACAGAAAGAGGUUGAUGGAGCCUUAAGUACGAUAUCGCACAUGGAAAGCGGCAUGUCUGCCCCAUCCCCAGCCUUGCUCACACCGAUGUCUUCCCUUCCACGGAAUAUGGAACAGAGUGCCACCUCCUUGUAUUCAAUCAGGCCCGGCGAGGAGCAGGAUUGGUCAAGUUUAAGCUGCUCCGUCGGACCAUCCUGCACAGACCGCCUCGGUCCGUUCUCAAAUGAGCCGUCCACAAUGAUGGUGGGAAACUACGAUGAGCCCAGUCCUCAGGUGGAUAUCAGUACCAUCACAUUUUUGCCGGAGUUCAAGACUCGAGAUGUUUCUGGGAUGUCUGAUUAUGAUAUGGACCAUCCGCCGGCCUACGGCACUUGUUUGCUCUGCGAUAGACCUGGAUCAAUCCAGACUCUGCUUUUCCAUUCCAGGACUACAGCACAGUCAACGCGCGGCUUACCAGCUCCGAAUAGUCGUUCAGGACAUAAAUACCCUCUUGUUUUAGGUAACUAUGCCGAAACAGACGUCACGGUCCCUUUAGUCACCUGCGACGGUUGUGCAUUUUUAUUCCAACACGUUAAGCAACUUCCAAACGGAGGAGGCUCGGUCGCCGCUUGUCUGCCUUUAGUUCCCCUUAAGUUGAUUGAGAACCGCUCUAAAUGGGUUGAAGUCCUGAGCGAGGUAUAUGAGCACCGCUUCAGCCAGAACAUUACCCUACUCGUCUUUUUGUCUACCCUCUGUUCCACCCUCGAGGAUCUCUCGGAGUACAAUGACGACGGGAUCAAGCCGGUUCAAGGGUGGUUUGAAUGGGCUUGUAGAGAAAUCAUGAGUCUCCCUGGCUUGGCUGGUCUCGUUGGGCUGACACCGGUUCUUUCUCGGAAGGUGAAGCCAAGCAUGCCUUUGAGAGAUGUGCUUAGGAUGAUAUUCUCAUCAAGGGGCAGCAACAGCGCAAUGGUAGAGUUGCCACUUCUUGCCUACCCCAUUGACGGGUUUAUUGUCAUAGUGAGACUCGCUCGGCUAGUCAAGGAAAUAGAAGUGUCGCAGGUCGAGCUUCUCGUAUGGAAAAGACUCUGUUAUUAUUUCAUUGAGCAGCAUGCAGAGACUCAAACUCGGCUAGGGGUCGAAGUCGCCGAUAAAAGACUGGACGAUUUUCUCUUUGACUCUUCAGCUUUAGACAGCAUCUCGCUCCCCGAUACCACCAGGCGAGCGCGCUCGGUCUGCCCAGUUGUCAACCUUUUAGAUACCCAUCUCCUCAGCUAUGAUACGCUCGAUCAGUUCCGGCGGAUAGAUCACUUUUUCGGUGCUAUCGAAAAUGAGAAGAGUUCUUUCAAAUUCGCAUUGGCGGUCAUCUUACAUUUGCUCCACGAUUUCGUGAAAAAUGAGUCAAAAAUUACAAAUCCUGGAUUUUGCUUCAGUAGACUACAAUAUCAAGCAGACAAACUUACUUGGGGUACCGCUUCUAAGGAUGUUCUAGAGAGUCCUGGUUUUGUGACGGAAGAAAUGGGCGCUUCAUUAAUCAUUCAGUGUAUUUCACUGAGUACGGCUUCAAAAGAAUAA
Molecule: messenger RNA, 2793 nt
Organism: Clonostachys solani
Lineage: Eukaryota; Fungi; Ascomycota; Sordariomycetes; Hypocreales; Bionectriaceae
Source: the annotation of a GenBank genome assembly